Molecule: messenger RNA, 960 nt
Organism: Ilyonectria robusta
Lineage: Eukaryota; Fungi; Ascomycota; Sordariomycetes; Hypocreales; Nectriaceae
Exons: 1
Coding region: 1-960 (319 amino acids)
Molecular function (GO): 4-hydroxy-tetrahydrodipicolinate synthase activity
Source: RefSeq, a predicted model, not a curated record
AUGGCGACACUUCGGAACCGCAACCUAAAGCCUGGCGCGUAUGUUGCCACCCUGACAUUCUUCACACAGUCUUCGACCCUUGACCUCGAGACGCUGAAGUACCAUACAUUGCGUUUGAUUGAUUCUGGAGUUUCUGGAAUCGUCGCCUUGGGUUCCAACGGCGAAGCAGUACAUCUUGACCGCCAAGAGCGAAAGACGGUUGUCAAGUGCAUUGUCGAUACCCUGGCCGCUCAUGGGCAUGGUGACACGCCAGUCAUUGUUGGCGCCUCCGCUCAAUCCGUGCAUGAGACGAUUGGCCUUUGUCAGGAAGCAAAGGAAUCUGGCGGCUCUCAUGUGCUUGUCCUGCCGCCGUCAUAUUUCACGGCAGCCAUGACACCAGACACCAUUUACGACUUCUACAUGAAGGUAGCGGCAGCAUCGCCACUCCCAGUCAUCCUGUACAGCUUCCCGGAGGUAUCAUCAGGCAUCACCAUGAGCUCGGAUCUCCUGAUCCGCAUCUCCAAGGGUCAUCCCAACAUCGUGGGAACCAAGUUCACGUGCGGGGACACUGGCAAGCUUGCACGUGUUGCUCGUGCCAUGGAUGGCAUGACACCGUCGAAGCCAGAAAAGCCGUACUGGGUUGCCGCUGGGCUCGCCGACUUCACGCUGCAAGCACUGGCUGUCGGAGCAUCGGGGGUCGUUGCCGGAGGCGCAAACAUUCUACCCAAGAUGGUCGUCAAGGUAUACGAGCUGUACGCCGAGGGACGGUUCCAAGAAGCCACUCAGCUGCAGUCAUUGCUAUCUGAGGGUGACUGGCCUCACACGUCUGCCGGAAUUUCGGGCACCAAGGCUGUCCUUCAGGAGGCAUUCCAAUACGGGGGUCUGCCACGGUCACCUUUGGCUGCAGUAUCAGCGGUGGCAGCUCAAACGCUGAGGAAGGAUAUGCGAGAGGCGCUCGAAUAUGAGAACAGCAUCCGGUAG